Molecule: messenger RNA, 1956 nt
Organism: Linum tenue
Lineage: Eukaryota; Viridiplantae; Streptophyta; Magnoliopsida; Malpighiales; Linaceae
Source: the annotation of a GenBank genome assembly
GUUUUUUAUUUAUAGAGUGGGGGAGGGGUUAGCUGACUGUAAGUUCGCCCUAGUCCGUCCGUGGUGAACGGAAGCACAAUCCCGAAGAGAAACUUCAGGGGCCGGUGGAAGUUGAACUUCGGCGCUCUCUUUCCGGCUGCUUCUGACGGGGCCAUUGUUCCUUAGAUUCGUUACCGCAACGGCAAGUGAACAAAGACCUCCGGUGUAACUCUCUCGAUCAUGGGUUCAGAUGCAGAUAUGGAAGAUUACGGGUUCGAGUACUCAGACGAGGAGCCUGAGGAACAAGAUGUUGAUAUCGAGAACCAGUACUAUAAUUCCAAAGGUCUGGUUGAGUCGGAUGCCCAAGAAGCACUCUCUGGAUUCGCAGAAGUAGUCCGCAUGGAACCAGAAAAGGCCGAGUGGGGCUUCAAAGCGCUAAAGCAAACAGUGAAGAUUUACCAUCGUCUGGGGAGGUAUAAAGAGAUGAUGGAUGCUUACAGGGAAAUGCUUACAUAUAUUAAAUCGGCUGUGACAAGGAAUUACAGUGAGAAGUGCAUAAACAAUAUAAUGGAUUUUGUUUCGGGAUCAGCCAACCCAAACUUCAGUCUCUUGCAAGAGUUCUAUCAGACAACUUUGAAGGCCCUUGAAGAGGCAAAAAAUGAGAGACUGUGGUUCAAGACAAACCUUAAACUUUGCAAGAUUUGGUUUGAUAUGGGUGAAUAUGGUCGGAUGAGUAAGAUCUUGAAGGAGCUCCAUAAAUCUUGCCAAAAGGAAGAUGGUACAGAUGACCAGAAGAAGGGCAGCCAGCUUCUUGAGGUCUAUGCAGUUGAGAUCCAAAUGUAUACAGAGACAAAGAACAACAAGAAGCUCAAGAAUUUCCAGCAAUUAUACCAAAAAGCACUUGCAAUCAAGUCAGCUAUUCCACAUCCAAGAAUUAUGGGAAUAAUUCGCGAGUGCGGUGGGAAGAUGCACAUGGCAGAGCGUCAGUGGGCUGAAGCGGCAACAGAUUUCUUUGAAGCUUUUAAGAACUAUGAUGAAGCUGGAACUCAAAGACGCAUACAAUGUCUAAAAUACCUGGUCCUUGCCAAUAUGCUGAUGGAGUCUGAAGUUAAUCCGUUCGAUGGUCAAGAGGCAAAGCCAUAUAAAAAUGAUCCAGAGAUCCUCGCAAUGACCAACCUUGUUGCAGCAUACCAGCGGAAUGAGAUUCUGGAGUUUGAGAAGAUCCUUAAGAGCAACAGGAAAACGAUAAUGGAUGAUCCCUUCAUUAGAAACUACAUUGAAGAUUUACUGAAGAAUGUCAGGACUCAAGUGCUACUCAAGCUGAUUAAACCUUAUACAAGAAUCCGCAUACCUUUCAUCUCAAAGGAACUCAACGUGCCAGAAAAGGACGUGGAACAGCUUUUGGUGUCGCUCAUACUUGACAAUCGCAUCGAUGGGCACAUUGACCAGGUCAAUCGGCUGUUAGAACGUGGCGACAGGUCAAAGGGAAUGAAGAAGUACACUGCAGUCGAGAAGUGGAACACGCAGCUUCGAUCUCUUUAUCAGACUGUCAGCAAUCGUGUUGCUUGAUUCAUUGGUGGGAGUUUUUCUGGUGAACACAAUCCAAGUUUAGUCUAUAGAUGUUUGAGGCAAAGCUAUAUGGUGAGGAAGAAGAAGGCUGGGGGGAAAAAAAAACGUUUUAGUGGUAAUUGGAUUGAGAAGUUAUACUUCCAAAUGAUAGCGAUCAAUCCCUUUUUGCAGAAAAAAACCAAGCAGUAUAAGGAUGUACAAAUUUCAUUGUGUACUGAACUACUGAUGGUUUUGAGUUUAACAUUAUGAAAACAUAUCAGGGUCUCCGUCGCGACCUGAUCGAAGCUUUGCGGGUUUCUCUGUUUUGUGCAAUCAGCCGAGUUUGUUGGUUGUUGUGAUGUUUCCCUAUGUUUUCAAUAACUAUCCUUUAGGAGCACAAGACUCCCAGUCUAUCUUCAAUGACACCAA